Molecule: messenger RNA, 852 nt
Organism: Lathyrus oleraceus (garden pea)
Lineage: Eukaryota; Viridiplantae; Streptophyta; Magnoliopsida; Fabales; Fabaceae
Exons: 2
Coding region: 1-852 (283 amino acids)
Source: RefSeq, a predicted model, not a curated record
AUGCGACAAUUAGCUCAGAAUGUCCUAGACUAUAAGGAUAUUAUGGACCUUAUUCAAGAGGCUGAUUUAAUGAAGACUGUGACUCAGUUCUCAAAGUGCUAUGAGAUGUUGGUAAAGGAAUUUAUUGUUAAUUUGUCUGAAGAAUGUGUUGAUGGCAAGUCUAAGGAAUUCAGGAAAGUGUAUGUGAGAGUCAUCACUGCUAAUCAAGUAAGGAAGUGGCCUCUCAAAGGAAAAUUGGUGGCCAAUAAACUGAGUGUCAAGUAUGCAAUGUUGCACAAGAUUGGAGCUGCUAACUGGGUGCCCACCAAUCAUAAAUCUACAGUUGUUGUAAUGCUUGGAAAGUUUAUAUAUGUUGUUGGAACCAAAGCCAAUUUUGACUAUGGCUCCUAUAUUUUUGAUCAAACUUUGAAGCAUGCAGGAAGCUUCAGUGUGAAGGUUCCUAUAGCCUUUCCUUCUCUCAUCUGUGGUAUUGUUUUGAAUCAGUUUCCAAACAUCUUAACAGAGAAUGAUUCUGUGAAGAAAAGAGACAGCCCUAUGUCCUUCAAUCAUAAGUUGUUCCUAGGUACCCAUGUCCCUGACAUUGUCAUGACAACAGGUGAGACACCACGUGUAAGCAAUCAACCAGGUAAAGUUGUUGUCAUUGCAAUGCUCAAAGAAACUUGCAGGGAGUUAGAGGCAAGGAAGCUGAACUUGGAAAAAUUGAUUAGCACUUUGGAGAUGACUGAAGGUGAUGUGCUUGGUGAAGCUGUUGCUGUUGUAGAAGAAGCUGAAAGACAAGGUGAAGAGGGAGAAGCAGAUGCCAGUCCUGAUGAUGGCACAGAUGCUGAUGCUGACUCUGAGUCAGAUGACUAG